This is a messenger RNA of Oikopleura dioica, 7791 nucleotides long. Lineage: Eukaryota; Metazoa; Chordata; Appendicularia; Copelata; Oikopleuridae. The record is from the annotation of a GenBank genome assembly.
AUGGCCGAAAAUCAACCGGCAGCAAACGUUUUUGCCGAUAAACAAGAGCUAGGCAGAGAGUCCAACAAAAAGGCCUACCGUGAUCUUACCAGCCAAAACAAGAGUAAAAAGAACAUCAAAAAAGGUUACGAGUACGAAUCACAGCAGUGGGACAGUGAUGAAAUUCCAGCGACCGAGCGCGACUUGGCCGACGACGCGCCCUGGAAGCAAAUCCAGAAGAACACCUUCACCAGAUGGUGCAACGAGCAUCUCAAAGUCGCCAACAUGAGACUCAACGAUCUGGGCACAGACCUGUCCGACGGUUUGCGGCUCAUUGCGCUCAUCGAGGUCCUCUCGCAAAAACACGUCGGAAAAUUCAACAAACGGCCAACUUUUAGACAAAUGAAGAUGGAAAACGUAGCCCUCGCUUUGGAGUUUUUAGAAAGCGAGCGAAUCAGAUUAGUGUCGAUCGACGCCCAAGCUAUAGUCGACGGCAACCUCAAGUUAAUAUUGGGUCUGAUAUGGACCCUUAUUCUUCACUAUUCCAUAUCGAUGCCGAUGUGGGAGGGAGAAGAAGAAGGUGCCCAGGACCUUACACCGAAGCAACGUCUCCUUGGCUGGAUCCAAAACAAAAUCCCUCAAAUUCCUAUUACAAAUUUCUCCAGAGAUUGGCAAGAUGGUCGAGCUCUUGGUGCUCUUGUUGACAACUGCGCUCCAGGCCUGUGCCCUGAAUGGGUCGAAUGGGACCCUCAGAAUCGCGUUGAAAACGCAACCACAGCCAUGGGCCUUGCCGAAGAGCAUUUAGGCGUGGCUCAGGUCAUCGCGCCGGAAGAAAUUACCAACCCUCAUGUUGAUGACCAGUCGGUUAUGACCUAUUUGUCGCAGUUCCCCAAUGCGAAGCUCGUCAAAAACGCUCCUCUUCGCAACAAAACCGAUCCCAAAAAAGCUCGAGCGUACGGCAAAGGUGUCACUGCAACCGGCAACAAGGUCGGUGAACCAGCUCCUUUCACCGUUGAUACUGCCUCCGCUGGCACCGGCGACGUCCUUGUUUACGUUCAGGACCCUGCUGGUCAUACAGAGGAAGUAGCUGCAGUUGCCAAUAACGAUAAGAAUAAGACCUACUCUGUCGUUUAUCAUCCCCAGCUCCCUGGCCAACAUCAAGUCACAGUCCUUUUCUCUGGAAAGGACAUCAACAAGAGCCCAUUUGUCGUCGACGUAGCAGACUCCCCUCCCUGCCCAGACCAAGUCAUCGCGAAGGGUCCUGGUCUUGAAGCUACAGGAAACAUCGUCAGCAGAGAAACCCAUUUUGAAGUCUUCACUGCUGGUUGUGGAAUUGGCGAGCUCGAGGUUGUCAUUCUUGAUCCAAAUGGUGCACCUAGUGUUAUUCCUGAUGUCUUCCCGACUGGCCCCGGAAGUUUCUCAGUAAAAUACAUUCCCCAACAACAAGGACCUCAUAACGUGCAAAUCCUCUUCGGUGGCGGCCACAUCCGACACUCCCCGUUCAACGUCCAAAUUGACCUCCCCUUUAACCCUCAAGCUGCCUGGGCGGAAGGACCUGGCCUUGCUCCAGAAGGACUUAUUGUUCGCGAUCAAGCAGCCUUCGUUGUUCACACAGAAGAAGCUGGAAGCGGCCAACUUGAUAUUCGAAUCAUUGGUCCACGGGGUAUCUCUGAACCAGUAAACAUUGUUGACAACGGUGACGGAACUUACUCCUGCGAUUACGUUCCGCUCAAAGCUGGCCAAUACAACGUAGCGAUUUCAUACAGUGGUAAGCCUAUCAACGGAAGUCCUUACGUCGUCAUCGUGGAUCCUGCUCCAGAUGCGGGCGCGGUCCGGCUUUCCGGACCGGGUCUUCAGCCUGGAAACAUUGCUGGAAAUGAAGCUUGGUUCGAACUCGACUUUGCUAAUGCUGGAAAAGGCGAGCCAUAUGUCGAAGUCAUCGGCCCGAAUGGCCAGGAAGUGCCCAUUCAGGUGGAAGAGCUCGGUAAUGGAAAGAUUCGCGUUACUUACCAGCCCAAGGAAAAGGGAACAUAUCAAGUGAACGCGACUUUCGCCGAUGUUCUUUGCCCUGGUUGCCCCCUUGCCGUCGAUAUUCUUCCAGCAUUCGAUGCAAGUAGUUGCCGAGCAUAUGGUCGAGGUCUUCAGCCCCGUGGCGUUCGAAUCAACGAAAAAGCUGACUUUUAUAUCAACACCACUGGUGCGGGAGAGGCAGACCUGAAAGUUAACAUCAUCGGUCCCCGAGGCAACCCAGAGCCUGUUGAGAUGCACCAAGACCCGAACGGAAGCGAAUAUUCUUGUGCUUACUAUCCAAGACGAGAAGGAAAGUACCAAAUUUCCAUCACAUUUGGUGGGCAAGAUAUCGCUAAAUCACCGUUUGUCGUUUUCGUUGGAGGAGAAGCUGGCCCACAACAAGUACGAGCUUUUGGACCUGGUCUUCAUGGCGGCAUGGUUGGUCACUCUGCUGACUUUGUUGUGGAGUCGAUCGGUGAUACCGUCGGCCAGCUCAGCUUUUCUAUUGAGGGCCCAUCUCAUGCUCAAAUCGAGUGCGAAGAUAAGCAAGAUGGAAGUUGUGACGUCAGAUACUUCCCAACGGAGGCUGGAGAAUACGCCGUACACGUCAUCUGCGAUGACGAGGAUAUCAAAGACUCACCAUUCAUGGCGCUUAUUCAACAGAACGAUCCCAGACUAAAAGCUGCUCAGUGCUCUGCUUAUGGACCCGGCUUGGAAACUGGUGUUCCUGUUGUGGGACAACCAGCGGAAUUCACUGUUGACGCAAGAGGUGCUGGAAUGGAAGCUCCGAUCAAAAUCUACGCGAAGGAUUCUGAUGGAAAUGACGUCCCAGUCCAAGUUGUCGAUAACAAUGAUGGAACCUACACCUGCAUCUACAUCCCCGAAAAAUCAGCGAAACAUACCAUCAUUGUCGCCAUUGGAGGAAUCAACAUCCCAAAGUCGCCAUGGAGAGUACUUGUGCAAGAAGACAGUCGCCCAGAAAAUGUUCGCGUUUAUGGGCCCGGUGUCGAGCCAAAUGGUCUCAAGGCAGAUGAACCAACCUAUUUCACUGUUGACUGUACUGACGCUGGUCUUGGCGAUGUCAGCAUCGGGAUCAAGUCUGCUCCAGGUGUCACUGGAGUGACCGAUGAGGAUAUGGACUUCGAUAUCAUCAAGAACGAUAAUGACACUUUCACCGUUCGUUGGCAUCCGCCAAGUGCUGGGCUUUACACAAUCCAAGUACUUUUCGCUGACCAAGAAAUUCCUGGCGCACCGAUUGAUGUGACUGUCAGUCCCAAUCAUGACGCAUCCAAAGUCGUCGCUGAUGGACCUGGUCUUCUUCCGAAGGGUGUUGAAGCUGAAAAACCAACGAACUUUACCAUCUACGCUCGAGGAGCUGGAAAAGGAAAUCCGGAAGUUGCUGUUGUUGAUGCUCACGGUCGUCCAAUUGCAGAAGCUGUUGUCACUCCAAAUGGUGAUGGCAGUUACAAUGUUCAGUACUGUCCAACUGCUGAUGGUCCUGCCCAAGUUCAUGUAUCCUACGGAGGCGAUCCAGUCCCCAAUUCCCCCUUUAACAUCAGCGUCGCACCUGCUUUGAACAUCUCGAUGGUCCAGGUUCACUCGAUGCUUGAAUCUUGUUUCGUUCGCGAAGAACAGACUUUCGAAGUUUAUACUACUGGAGCUGGAGGACAAGGACAGCUUACAUGCAAGAUUACUUCGCCAUCCCGAAAGCAGAUCUACUGUCAAAUGCACGAGACUGAAAAUGGCUACGAAAUCUCCUUCACUCCAAGUGAAGAAGGAACUUAUCGAAUUGACAUCGAGUACGAUAGAAUUCCUAUCAAUGGCUCACCAUUCCAUAUUGAAGCUCAACUUCCUCCAGAUCCAUCAAAGGUCAAAGCUCAGGGAGCUGGCCUUUCUAGAGGUGAAGUUGGCGAGCCUGCUGCAUUCUCCAUCAACACUCAGGGUGCUGGCAACGGAUCUUUGGGACUCACUGUUGAAGGACCUUGCGAGGCCAAAAUCGACUGCAUCGAUAAUGGCGAUGGAAGCUGUUCUGUCACUUACUUACCCACGGAGCCCGGAACUUACCAAAUCAACAUCUUAUUCGCCGAAGAACACAUUCCCGGAAGUCCAUUCUCCGCCUAUGUUAAGCCCGCUUUUGACCCUUCAAAGGUCGUUGCAUCCGGUGAUGGUCUCGAGGAAGCCAAAGUUAGCGAAGUCAGUACUUUCCAGAUUAACACCACGAAAGCUGGCAAAGGCGAGAUCUUCGUCGAGGUCAUCCAAUCUGAUGGUUCCCAGCUCAAGGUCGAUUUGACCUCGCACGGCGGCAUCUACACUGCAUCCUACGUGCCCACCAAGCCUGGCCAGGCUGUCGUCAACUUGUCAAUGGGCGGUCAAAUGGUUGACAACUUCCCAAGGGCUGUCAACGUCAAACCCAAAAUUGACACGUCUUCUAUCAGAGUCUUUGGACCAGGUGUUGACGGAGUAAGCCCUGUUUUCGUCGAUGUUGAGGCCGAGUUUACAAUUGACUGUCGCCGAGUCGCUCCUCAAGGUGGCGAUUUUAUUGAUGCGUCAAUUACUGGCCCAAGUGGCAUUCCUAGCGCCGUUAGACUGACUGACAACCAUGACGGCACGUACAGCGCGCGAUACAUCGCUUACGAGCGUGGAGAACAUAACUUGUCCGUUUUAUUCCAAGAAGUGCCUGUUCCACGUCAACCAUUCAGUGUCAAUGUUACUGAUGGAUGCGACGCACGACGAGUCAAGGCUUAUGGCCCUGGAUUAGAACGUGGUACCACUCGACAAGCCGCUUUGUUUACUGUCGAUACACGAGGCGCCGGUACUGGAGGCAUGGGUCUUGCAAUUGAAGGCCCUUCUGAUGCGAAAAUUCGAUGUGUUGAUAACAAAGAUGGAACCUGUACUGUUGAGUACUUCCCAGAACAACCUGGUGAGUAUGAAAUCUUCAUCACUUAUGGUGGCGAAGCAAUUCCAGGCAGUCCUUACUCCGUGCUUGUUUCUGACAAGGUCGAUCCCUCGAAGGUGCGCCUCAGUGGUGAUGGUAUUGACGAUGUUGUUCGAGCAAACGUAAAGUCUGCAUUUACGAUCGACUGCACCCAAGCUGGCGUUGCUCCACUUGAGACCACUGUCCGAGGACCAUCAGGACAUACCCGAGUCGAAAUAAUUGAGAAGAGCAGCCAAAUCUAUCAGGCUUGCUACACCGCUCAGGAAAUCGGUAUUCACGAGGUGACUGUCAAGUACGCCGGUGAAACCGUACCAGAAACUCCCCGACGAGUAAAUGUCCUGCCUCAAUAUGAAGCCAAUAAGGUCAAAGCAUCCGGUGCUGGUCUCAAUAAUCAGGGCGUUCCAGCCUCCAUUCCCGUCGAAUUCACGAUUGACGCCACUGACGCUGGCGAAGGUCAUCUGUCUGUCAGAAUUACCGACCCAGAAGGCAACGACAAGAAGGCGUCGAUCAAUGACAACCAAGAUGGCACUUUUACCGUGAAAUACGUGCCAGACAUGGUCGGCAGGUACACGAUCGACAUCUGCUACGGUGGCGAUGGAAUUCCAAACAAUCCUUUCCCCGUUCGCGCUGUGCAAUUCGGCGAUGCCAACAGAUGUACUGUCUCCGGAUCUGGAAUUCAAGAACGAAUCCAGGUCAACAAGGAAGUUUCUUGCAGUGUUAACACCGCUCAAGCUGGUACCGCCAAAGUCACUGGUUCCGUCAUUGCUCCUUCCGGUCAGUUUGUCGAGUGCGAUGUUUUCGAAAAUGGUGACAGUACCUUUGAUGUUUUCUACACGGCAACUGAAGUUGGAGAACAUCAAGUUAACCUCCGAUACGGCGGUCAGCAUAUUCGAGGAUCUCCUUUCUACGUUUCUGCUGAACAACUUGGAGUAACUGGAUCUCUCUACCCAGCUAAUGACUUCCGUCAAUUUGACAUGUGUCUUCCCGUUCACUACGAGUCUCAAGUUACUGGUCUCGUCACCAUGCCUUCUGGAGCCACCUGCCCGCCUCAGAUUAUCGAUAACGGUGAUGGAACUUGUACCGUCAAGUACCAGCCCACUGAAGCCGGUCUUCAUGAGAUGGCAAUUUACCAGAAUGGAGUCCACAUCAAUGGCUCUCCACUGAACUUCUACGUAGAUGCCUAUGAAUCUGGUCACGUCACCGCUUACGGACCUGGUCUUAGCUACGGUCGAUGCAACGAGCCUUGUCCCUUUACCAUCGUUACUGAGCGCGCUGGAGCUGGAAACCUUGCUCUCUCAUGCGAAGGACCUUCAAAGGCUGAAUUCUCUUGCGUGGAUAACAAGGAUGGAACCUGCUCCGUUGAAUAUCUUCCAACUGCACCAGGCGAAUAUAAAAUCCACGUCAAGUUCGCUGACGAGCAUAUUCCUGGCUCACCCUUCAUGGCGCAUGUUACUGCUGGUGCAAAUGCUCAAGCUAGCUACGGAAGCCUCUCUGAGAUUCCUCUUCUUUUGAAUGAAAGCGAUUUGACUCAGCUUGACUGCACUCUUCGAGCACCGUCCGGGAAAGAAGAACCAGUCAAGCUGCGACAUCUUUCAAACGGCGGUGUUGGAAUUUGUUUCACUCCAAAACAAGUCGGCGAGCACCUUAUCUUCGUCAAAAAGCGAGGCAAAGAUGUUCAAAACUCUCCUUUCCGAGUUUUCGUCAGCCAAUCUGAAGUCGGAGACGCUGGCAAGGUUCGUGUUUACGGACCUGGCGUUGCAAAAUCUGUCGCUACUAUGGAGCUGGCUGAGUUUUUCGUAGAUACAAAGAAUGCUGGUUAUGGUGGUCUCGCUCUCUCGGUUGAAGGCCCUUCAAAGGUUGAUAUCAACUGUGAAGACCGUGAGGACAAUGAGUGCCGAGUCACUUACAUGCCACAAGAACCGGGCGUCUACCAGAUCAAUGUCAAAUUUGCAGAUCGCCACGUGACCGGCAGUCCAUUCACUGUUCGCGCUGACGGCCAGGGAAAACUCAAAGAAUCAAUCGUCCGACAUAGAAAGGCCGCUCAAGCUGCUCAAGUCGGCAACACUUGCGAUUUGAAUUUGAAAAUUCCAAACAUGAGUGUUGCAGAUUUGACUGCAUCGGUAAUUUCGCCAUCAAAUAAGACCGAAGAAGCGCAGAUCAUCGAAACUGAAGAGUCUAAUUACUCCAUUCGCUUUGUCCCAAGAGAAACCGGUAUUCAUACCGUGAAUGUUCUCUACCGGGGCAAUCAUGUACCUGGCUCCCCCUUCAACUUCACCGUCGGUGAAAUGACAUCUGGAGGUGCUAACAAAGUCACCGCUACCGGCCCUGGACUAGAACAUGCUCUUAUCAACAUCCCAGCCGAGUUUUCGAUCUGGACACACGAAGCUGGAGCUGGUGGGCUUUCCAUUGCCGUGGAAGGACCUUCCAAGGCUGAGAUCAACUUUGAGGACCGAAAAGAUGGCUCAUGUGGUGUUCACUACCUCGUCUCUCAGCCAGGCGAUUACGAAGUCUGCGUGAAAUUCAACGAAGAUCACAUUUCCGGCUCUCCUUUCCCGGUUACUGUAACUGAUGGUGCACCACCAAAAUCAGACGCUUCAAAAGUUCGAGCUUCUGGAAAGGGUCUUGUCGCCCCGAAAAUGGGCCCUGACAACGAGUUCCAUGUCAACGCUGACAAAGCUGGUAAAAACGUGCUUAUGGUCGGCAUCAUCGGUCCUAACAGUCCCUGCGAAGAAGUGAUGAUCAAACAUCUUGGCCAGCGCGAAUACAAUGUCACUUACACCGUAUUAGAGCCAGGAGACUACGUUCUCGUCGUCAAAUGGGGCGAUGAGCACAUUCCUGGCUCGCCUUUCCAUGUGAAUGUUCCGUAA